This is a messenger RNA of Conger conger (European conger), 1043 nucleotides long. It is a transcript of the gene c15h15orf61, whose product is annotated as chromosome 15 C15orf61 homolog. Lineage: Eukaryota; Metazoa; Chordata; Actinopteri; Anguilliformes; Congridae. Bases 104 to 574 code for a protein of 156 amino acids. The record is from RefSeq and is a predicted model, not a curated record. The transcript is spliced from 3 exons.
GUAAAAACGGACACUGACGGAACGGAAAGUUUGCGAACCUUGUUUCCAGUCGGAGAAAGUGAACACAGGACACCAAAAAAAGCAUUGAUCUUACACAAGAGUUAUGAGAGAGAUUCUCAAGCGGAUACACGAGACCUUUGUGAAUGUUCUAUUGUUCCGUGGGAUAUUUUGGAAACCAGGACCACGUCCGGCUGCCUCUGAGGUGUUAACGUGCCACCUGCUGCAGCGCAAACGCCCGCCCUGGACUUCCUUCUGCGUGCGCUACAGCGCCGUCUCCAACGACCAGUUCGGACUUUCAAACUUCAACUGGGAGGUGCCAGGCGCCAACUACCAAAUUCUCCGAACAGGUUGUUUCCCGUUCAUCAAAUACCAUUGUUCCAAAGCACCCAGGCAAGACCUGGCAUGGGAAAACUCCUUCUUCACUGCUCUCAAAGUAAUCAACCUGGGUAUUCCUACACUGGCAUAUGGGCUAGGCUCUUGGCUCAUGGUUGGAGCAACAGAGAUUGUGCACACCAGUGUUGGACCUGUCACUGUCUACUUCCUGUACAAAGAAAAAGAGGGGGCGCAAUAUUAAUACUUAUUGAUGACAUGCUAAUUUAGCAUCUCAGGCCGCUGACCUGUAUUGCAAGCCAGAGUUUGCUUCAAGCCCUUCAGGUUACUCUCCAGUACAGACCUCCAAAUGAUAAUCUCCAGGUACAGGUACUUUAGACUCCACCCUGGUCUUUUGUCUUGUUGGUUACUGAAAGCACACAGGGUACCUCUGAUUGUAUACUGUAUGACCGCAUGUAAAUAUGUUUUGUAAUUUAUUUUUAAGUGUGGCAACAGAUAUUGUUGUACGGUUGCAUUUCCUAUGUGCACCAGAAGCCGUCUUUAUUUGGAGAAUGUUUCAAUGCAUGGACAGUAAACGUCCAAAUCUCUUAUGGGAAACUGCUAUAUCCUGAUAGUUUUGUUGUAAUUUGGGGCUGUACAGCCUCCAGAAUUCAGUCACAUGGAGUAGCUACAUUAAAAGUGACAGAGAAUUUGCUUGAAAAAGCAAAAAUGAA